CGCACGCACAGACUACAGUUGCAACACUUUCUCUGAGCGAGAGGAUCAGAUCUGCGCAGAAAAAAAGAGACUUCAAGCAUGGCGGGUCUCCAUCAGGGAAUGCCCAAUUUAGGAUCCAAAAAGAAGGAGAGCGUAUCCCGAGUGGACAGAUUCAUGGAGGACUUGCCUCAGCUGAGCAACGAGAUGCAGCUGAGCAUCUUGAACAAGGUGAAGAAAGGAGAGCUGUCCAUCGACGAUGCUCUGAAGGAGGCCCGCAAGGACCAAGAGCACUCCAGCCGCCUGCAGAGUGGCCCCGAGAAGGAGCAGCUUCCCUCUCACUACAACUUCAGCGUGCACAAGCACGGACGCUACAGGUGGAAGAAGAGAGUUCUUCAGUUUGACGUCAGCAACAAAAUGCUGUGCUCCAUCGAGAAAGGCAUCGUCAAGCGGCAACUUCCCUUUGCCAUCGUCAACAGCUGCGAUGACGGCAUCGGUUCCCGGUUCUCCGUUUCCUUUAAAGGCCACCACGACUACGAGCUGGAGGCCACGUCCAUGCAUGACAAGCACAUGAUCAUGCAGCUUGUCAACCAGAUCAUUUACGGCAACAUUUACAGUCAUCCUGAAGGGGGCGCCGUGGGGACGGCCCAGCAGCCUCAAGCCUCACAAAGCCUACGUGAAGGUGUCCUCCUGUUGCACCGAGGUGGACUGGCGUCAUUCCGAUGGGUCAAGUACGAGGUCCAGCUGCACCGCGGCCAGCUAACACUGGUGCCCUUCAGUCAACGAGGCGGCGCCACUGUCGCCGCUUCCGACGGCGAGGCAACGUCCCGGUCGCCCGUAAACAUUGUAAUCCAUCUGUCAGAUGGCGACACCAGCGUCAAGAAGACUCAUAGCGCCAAUACCUUCACCCUCGUCACGCGCAAAAACGAAUACCAUUUCAGAGUGCCUCCGUCAUGUCAGUCAGUUCCUGGCGGCGUGCAAUCCGAGCGGGACGCUUGGGUCCAGGCCAUCGACAAGCUGUGUUGCGAAUGGAAAAGGAGGUCAAUGCAUGGAGGAGGGGAAUGCUUGUUUGGGGGCAGCGAGAGCCUGCGACAUCUUAGCAUCGCUGAAGACGUGGGAGAGGACGCGAAUGAGGAUGCCAACGGCUCCGAUGCGGAGUCCGAUUCUGAAGACCCCAACCCUCCGGCCUCGCAGAUGUGGACCACCCCUGACCCCGCUGCCCUCCCACCUUCUAGCACCCUCCCAGAGCCCCCGAGCCAUGAAGCAGCCACGCUAAGUGAGCCAGUUCUGUCCCCCAAGAAAAUCCCACCACCUCCGCCUUUACCCCUCAAGUUCAAGAUCGGUCCGAGACAGUUCCGCACCAAGGCCUUCCACUGGGAUCCAGUCGGCCCGCAGAAGAUUGCAGAGUCAUUCUGGGGGAAAGAAAGCCGCCGGAGGAUUGAAGUGGACACAACGCGUUUGUACCAACAAUUUGCCGUUAAGAACCUUGGGUCCUUUGGAGCACCGGAGCUCAGCAGCACGCAACAGCACAUCAUGCUCAACCAGAAGAUUGCGCACAACUUCAACAUUUUCCUCAAAAGUUUUGCGGUGCCGCCUGCAGAGCUGAAGGACAAACUGUUGGUGGUUAACGAGGAGGACGGAGGCCUGUCUGACGAGCACAUCACCUCUCUGAGGAGGUACGUUCCCACUGAGGAGGAUGUGGAGAUGUAUAAAUCCUACAAAGGAGCUGUGAAUGAUCUGCACAUUGUGGACCAGUACAUGAUGGAGAUGUGCGACAUCUCCUACCUGAGCGCCCAGCUGGACCUGCUGCUGACCCUAAGAGAGCUUCCCAUCAGCAUGAGCGACCUGCAGCCUCUGAUUGGCCAGCAGACGCGAAUGUGCGCCCAGCUGCAUACCUGCGGGUCGCUGGAGUCCGUGCUGGAGUACCUGCUGGUUGUGGGCAAUUACCUCAACGAGAACGCCGGAAGAGAAAAGGCCAAGGGAUUCCGCCUCUCCUCCUUAACUAAACUGUCGCGGCUCUGCGGGCGAGAGCGCUCCUUCACCUUGCUCCAUGCCCUGGUGGAGCAGAUCAUGUUGCACGAGCCGGCCUUGGACAACUUCACCAACGAGCUGGCGGAAUUUGAAACAGUCCCCGGAGCUUCGGUCAAAGGCCUGAUUGCAGAGGUAGACGUGGUAAAGAAUGAACUGCACAAAGUCAUCCAGUAUGCAAAAAGCUCCAAGAAGAAGAACGUAGGAAUUCACCACGCAAACUUCAACAAAGACCUCAAGGCGGCCGUGGAGAAAUACAACAUGGAUUUUUUAGCCUUGACAAAGUCUUGCGAGGAAAUGAAGAAACUCUAUGCCGCCAUUCUGGUGAAGUUUGGCGAGGCGGCCGACCAAGACUCUCAGGAGCUCUUUGGCUUCAUCUGUCAGUUCAUCCACGACUUCAAGCGGGCGCGUGCUGACGUGAUGUAGGGCAGCGGAUCUCAACGGCUUUGGCUGCAGGACCCACCGGCACCCAUCAAUGACAAGAGCCCACACAAAUUGCGGGCAUAUGUCUCAAAUAUCUGAUAUUUAAAGGGAUUGUUUGCAACUUUUGCACGGUUUAUAUGGGCACGCACAUCAUGGCGGCGGAGCACAGACGCGAGGUGCAUUCACGGACAUCGGGUCAUUCAUUUCUUGAAAUUACUUUUUUCCACUGAAACCCACAAGUUGAGAAUCACUGAUGUAGAACGCAUCUUACUACAGAAAUCCCUCGUUUAUGGCGGUGAGUUGGUCCCGACUGCGAUAAGUGAAUUUCUGCAAAGCAGGAUUUAUAAAGGGAAUAUUGUCAUAGUUAAAGCAUAGAAAACCUGUUUACAACCUUUUAAAUAUGCUUUUUAACGCUAUUAGAGUCCUCUAGACAUGAAAUAACACCCCAUAGUCACCUUUUCACUCCUAUUACCCAAUAUAGUUAACAUAAGAGAAAAUAACACAAAAUCUUAAGACCAGUUGAAAAAUUGCUAGAAUUUGCAUUUUGCACAUUUGGAUUUUAAUGAGGUUUUAAGUAGAGCUACAAUAUGCAAAUGCAAGAAGGGGGAGUGAGACAAAAAGCACUUUGAAAAAGAGUGUAUAAGGCAUAAAUAAGACUUAAAACACUUGUCUAACCCAAUGUUGUAGACAUAAUAAAAGGAAAUAAGACAUACAAGGCAUAAAGACAUAAUCAUAAGAGAAGACAUGUAAGACAUACAUAAGACAUGACAUACAUAAGACACUCAUAAGACACUCAUAUUACGCAAUAUAGUAUACAUUUUAAGAGAAGACAUAAGGCAUAAAUAAGACAUAAAAUAAAAUAAGACAUAAGGCAUACAUAAGACACAUGCUUGUAUUACACAAUAUAGUAGACAUAAGAGGAAAUAAGACAUAUAAGGCAUUAAUACGACAAAGGCAUAAAUAAGAUUUAAAACACUCAUCCAAUAUAGUAGACAUAAUAAAAAAAUAAGACAUAUAAGGAACAAAUAAGACAUAAAACGUUCGUAUUAACUAAUACAGUAGACCAAAUAAGAGAAAAUAAGACUUAAUAUAAACGCUCACGUUAGAAUUGGGAGAGUUCCUUAUUGUUCCUUGUUUUUGUUUUUUUUUUCAACUUCCGGUUUCUGUACAGUACAUCUUGCGGUGGCUAUUGUCUCAU
Molecule: messenger RNA, 3625 nt
Organism: Dunckerocampus dactyliophorus (ringed pipefish)
Lineage: Eukaryota; Metazoa; Chordata; Actinopteri; Syngnathiformes; Syngnathidae
Exons: 17
Coding region: 79-2430 (783 amino acids)
Source: RefSeq, a predicted model, not a curated record